AACAACCCCUAAAGUGUUCCGUUCAGAUUGUUCCUGUUCCCAGUUAAAACUUGACCCUGCCCCAAAACGCCUCUGGUUGAGCGGUCAAAGUUCGAACCGAAACCAAGAACGGAUCCUAAAAUCCGACUGAUUUAGGUCCGCCAAUUUCAAACGGCGCCGGUCUUCUUCUUCCGGCGAAUCGACAGAGACAGCACCUUCCUCCACCAUCUUCGGCAAAAUCGAGUGGUAGUGAAGUUGAAAGAACUAUGAAUAUACAUUUGAAUACUUUGUGACAAGGAUGCCAGGCAUACCUUUAGUGGCUCGUGAAACCACGAAUUACACUUGCUACUGCAGUUACUCUACAGUUACGGAUUCAAUGUGCAGGCAAGAUUCUGCUACACAUUUGUCUGCAGAGGAGGAGAUUGCUGCUGAAGAAAGCCUUUCAAGUUAUUGCAAACCUGUUGAACUCUACAACAUUCUCCAACGCCGUGCUGUUAGAAAUCCUUCCUUCCUUCAAAGAUGUUUACAGUACAAAAUUCAAGCAAAGCACAAAAGGAGGAUUCAAAUGGCAAUAUCUGUGCCAGCAACUGUGAACGAUGAAUCACAGGUCCAGAAUUUAUUUCCUUUGGGUGUAAUUUUGGCAAAGCCACUAUCAAGUGCUGCAGCUGUCGAGGCACAUUCUGCUGUCUAUCAGUUUAAGCGGGCAUGCAUGUCAACCUCAUUCAGUGGAGUUGAUGGGAUAAAUCGUGCUCAAGCAAAAUUCAUUCUCCCUGAAAUGAAUAAACUCUCUGCUGAAAUAAGGGCUGGCUCUCUUGUCAUCCUGUUUGUCAGCUUUGCCGAACUUGCGAGAGAUCGUGGGGAUAUAUCUUCAUUUCCAUUGAAUCUUGAAGGGCACUGCUUGUUGGGCAGAAUGCCGAUGGAAUUACUUCAUUUAUUGUGGGACAAGUCUCCCAAUUUGAGUUUAGGGGAGAGAGCUGAGAUGUUAUCAACUGUUGACUUGAACCCUUGUUUCAUGAAGACAAGCUCUUUGGACAAAGACAGACACAUUUCCUUUCAGUAUCCCCGCAGUUCUGUGGCUCUGGCGACAAUCCAACAGCUGCAAGUCAAAAUUACUUCAGAAGAAGCUUUUGCAAGAGAAAGAACACGAUAUGAUUCAUUCUCCUAUGAUGACAUUCCUACAACUUCAUUGGCUCGAAUAAUACGGUUGAGGACAGGAAAUGUUGUUUUCAACUAUAUGUACUAUAACAAUAAGUUGCAGAGAACAGAAGUGACAGAGGACUUCACCUGUCCUUUCUGCUUGGUAAAAUGUGUGAGUUUUAAGGGUUUGAGAUAUCACUUAUGCUCAUCCCAUGAUCUGUUCAACUUUGAAUUUUGGGUAAACGAAGAAUAUCAAGCUGUAAAUGUAUCUGUGAGAAGUGAGAUGUGGAGAUCUGAGAUUGUUGCUGAUGGCGUGGAUCCUAAGCAACAAACAUUCUUCUUUUGUUCAAAGCCACUAAGACGGAGGAAACAGCCAGAUUUAGUUCAAAAUUCAAAGCAUGUGCACCCACUUGUUUUAGAUUCAGAUUUCCCUACGUCAAUGAAUAAUCUCAAUGAGAGGAUUAAUGGUGUUGCUGACGCUGUAGAGUGUGAUCCAUCAAGUUCCAAUGGUGCAAGUGUUCCCUCAUCUGGUCACUUGUAUACAGAUCCUGAUUCUGUUCAGUCAGCAUCAGGAAGCACUCUUGCACCCCCAGCACUGCUUCAGUUUGCCAAGUCAAGAAAGUUAUCAGUUGAGCGCUCUGAUCCCAGAAAUCGUGCACUCCUGCAAAAAAGGCAAUUCUUUCAUUCUCAUAGGGCCCAGCCCAUGGCACUGGAGCAAGUUUUAUCAGACCGAGACAGUGAGGAUGAAGUUGAUGAUGAUGUUGCAGAUCUUGAAGAUCGAAGGAUGCUUGAUGAUUUUGUGGAUGUGACCAAAGAUGAAAAGCAAAUGAUGCAUCUGUGGAACUCAUUUGUUAGAAAGCAAAGGGUGUUGGCAGAUGGUCACAUCCCUUGGGCAUGUGAGGCCUUUUCAAAGCUGCAUGGUCAGAUGUUUGCCCAAGCACCAGCCUCGUUGUGCAGGUGUUGGAGAUUAUUCAUGAUGAAGCUGUGGAACCAUGGCCUUGUUGAUGCGCGUACAAUUAACAAUUGUAACCUAAUAUUAGAGCAGUUCCAAAGCCAAGACAGCGAUUCUACUAGAAGUUGAAUACCCAUUUGACAAUUUGUUACCAUCUAGCAAUGGAUUUGGUAGAGAUGCAGCUUUGUGACUGGAGCUGCAUCUUGGAAUUUUCAACAUCUGCUUCUCUAAUGUUAUUGUGGCUAGAUGACUCUUCUGUAUUUUAAGAGUAAUAUAUGCUAAAUUAAUGUUUUAUAGGGGACAUAUAGAGGCAUCUGAUGUUCUAAAUUGGAAAUCAAUGAUUCACAUUGUUCAGACGCUCUGAAUUCUGAUAUAUCUUGAAUCUGAUUUUUUUUUCAA
Molecule: messenger RNA, 2467 nt
Organism: Solanum tuberosum (potato)
Lineage: Eukaryota; Viridiplantae; Streptophyta; Magnoliopsida; Solanales; Solanaceae
Product: polycomb group protein EMBRYONIC FLOWER 2
Exons: 22
Coding region: 278-2197 (639 amino acids)
Cellular component (GO): nucleus
Molecular function (GO): chromatin DNA binding
Source: RefSeq, a predicted model, not a curated record